AUGGGUUCUGAAUCCUGUUCCCUGGGAAACCCAACAGAACCCUGGACUGGGGAGAGGAGAAGAAACCUGCCUUUAAAGUUGAGCCUCCUGGAGAGAUGCAGUCUCAGGCCUGAGAAGAUGCAGGGGCUGCUGUCUCAGGAGGGCAGGGCCUGGGAGAAGCGUGCUUCCCUCACCAAGGACUGCAUGGCUGUGGAGGUUGCGGCCUCUGGCUGUGACAGUGACAAGAAAGACCUACCUUCUCCCGAGACUGGGCAUCCCCAGGAGUGGAGCUCGGUGGAGGAAGACGAUGAGUCAGAGGACUCCCAGAGCUUUGUGGAGUGGUCAAAAGCUCCGCAACAAAUGACCAUAGUCUUGGUAGUGUGUGUGCUUUAUUUGUUCCUGGUUUUAACAGGGAUGCCUAUGAUGUUUCACAUUUAACUAUAAAAGUGGCUAUUGUUUAGAAAUAGAUGCCCUGUGUCAUGUUAAGGAAGAGACCUGAUUAAAAAUCAGGAACAGGUCUUGAAUAUUAUCAAAUGCCUUUUAAACAUCCAUUGAGAUGAUUUUUCUUUUGUAUUUAACCAUUUUGUGUGAGGUUUUGAAUUACUGUAUUUCACUGACCUUAAGACAUCAUCGAUUGUAAAACAUGCAUUACUUUGUAUACCCCUGAGAAAGAAAAAAAAUGCUACUUAAAUGUAAGAUGCCACCAAGUGGAAGAUGCAUCCUGACUUCAGAGAAGGUGAACACGUGCAACUUAGGAGCGAUAAAAUCUGGUAGAUUUCUUAAUUACAAAUCAUCUUUGCAUUCUUAGGAUGGUGGUACAGCAGUCUUUUCAGAUAUUGAAUUCUAUUUCUUGAUAUUUUCUGUAAGAUUCUUGCCUCUAUCUUCUUAUGUAAGACUGGUGCUAUCUUUGUUAAGUUUUGGUAUCGUGGCUAAGCUUGCAUCAUGGAAGGACUUGAGUAAAGUUUAACCUUUUUCUGUGCUUUCGAAUACUUUCUGUAGCUUGAGAAGUAUCAAUUCCUUGACAUUUUGAAAGAAUUCACCAGCAAAGUAAUCAGGUCCUAGAGCUAUGGAGGGGAAGUUUCAGUGAGUUCUUGGAUGGCUUUCUCCAUUUCUUCUCAUGUUAUUAGCUUAUGAAUACUUUUUACUCCAUUAAUUUUUAUGAUUUACAGUGUUCUCUUAUCCCCUAGGCUAUGCUUCAUUCCACUAAGCGUCCCCCCCCCCAGAUGAUUAGCUUAUUUGUGCACAGUAUUUUAUAAUUAAACAAAAUCUUCUCUUUAUUUUAUUCUGUCCCCUUUCUGCCUUUCAACUUCGGUUUGUGGUUAUUAGAUUUGUCAAAGUUUUAUCUAGUUUAUUAUUAACUUUCUGAAGAACCAUCACUAGGAUUUAUUUAUGUCCAUUAUUUCUCUAGUUUAUAAUUUGUUUUCCUUUAACAUGUAUUGGGUUUAUUAUUUAUUUAUUUAUUUAUUUAUUUUUGCCCUAUG
Messenger RNA from Aethalodelphis obliquidens (Pacific white-sided dolphin), 1460 nucleotides. RefSeq names its product small integral membrane protein 17 (gene SMIM17). The transcript is spliced from 4 exons. The coding region runs from base 1 to 417 and encodes 138 amino acids. NCBI's taxonomy places the organism in Eukaryota, Metazoa, Chordata, Mammalia, Artiodactyla, Delphinidae. The record is from RefSeq and is a predicted model, not a curated record.